AUGAUGAACACCACCAUAUUCUUCCACAUCUCUGUCAACCAUGAGCCCUUUGGCCUCUUCUACUAUAAGCUAUUUAGAGACAAAGCUUUAAAAACAGCAGAAAACUUUAGUGCUUUGAGCACUGGGGAGAAAAGAUUUGGUUAUAAAGAUUCCUGCUUUCACAGAAUUACUCCAGGAUUUACAUGUCAGGAUGGUGAAUUCACACACAAUAAUUGCACUGACAGGAAGUCCAUCUAUGGGGAGAAAUUUGAUGAUGAGCAUUUCAACCUGACACAUACAGAUUCAGAAAGCAUGUCAAUAGCAAAUGCUGGAUCCAACACUAAUGGUCCCCAGUUUUUCAUCUGCACUGCCAAGACUGAGUGGUUGUAUGGAAAGCAUGUGGUCCUUGGCAAGGUAAAGGACGGCAUUACUAUUGUAGAAGCCAUAGAGGUCUGUGGGUCUAGGAAUGGCAAAGCCAGCAAGAAGAAUUUAUGA
Messenger RNA from Talpa occidentalis (Iberian mole), 474 nucleotides. RefSeq names its product peptidyl-prolyl cis-trans isomerase A-like. Bases 1 to 474 code for a protein of 157 amino acids. The record is from RefSeq and is a predicted model, not a curated record. Gene Ontology annotation, molecular function: peptidyl-prolyl cis-trans isomerase activity. The transcript has a single exon. Lineage: Eukaryota; Metazoa; Chordata; Mammalia; Eulipotyphla; Talpidae. Gene Ontology annotation, biological process: protein peptidyl-prolyl isomerization.